Messenger RNA from Dendronephthya gigantea, 792 nucleotides. RefSeq lists its product as uncharacterized. The coding region runs from base 1 to 792 and encodes 263 amino acids. The record is from RefSeq and is a predicted model, not a curated record. The transcript has a single exon. Lineage: Eukaryota; Metazoa; Cnidaria; Anthozoa; Malacalcyonacea; Nephtheidae.
AUGUUUGGCCAGAACCACAUUGUCGCAGCAUCACAUAUCGACCGAGUAACCAAGGGGGGAGUGAUCAAGGAAUUUGAAACUGAAAAACUUUUGCAACUAGCCAGAGACAUGGAGAAUUGCCAAAUGAACUUGAGCAAGCUUGGUUACCACGCGGAUAUUAAUUUGAGAGGAAACAUGACCGCUGUCGUAUUACGAUUACCAAGAUACCUGCGUUCCGAAUGGGCAAAGGAGGCGCAAAUUACAAGGGAUCAAGGUAAAGAGCCAGAUUUCCCCCAGUUGACGAAAUCCGUUCGGAGGAAGGCAAGAUUGGCAAAUACCGAGUAUGGUCGCCUGAUUAACACAAGAUCUGGAGUUGAAGGAGAAAACACUAAGAUACCUUAUUCUGGUAGGCACACUUGUAAAGCCUCCUCUUUCACGCUAAGUGGAACCAUCAAUGACGGCAAUUCUUCACUUUCCGGCUGCACGCCUGUGAAACCGAAAUGCAUCUUUUGCAAAAAGGAUGGUCAUAAUAUUGGAAAAUGUUUCAAGUUCCAAGAGAAAACAUAUGAUGAAAGAAAAAGUUUUGUUUCCAAGAACGGACUGUGUAAUCUUUGUCUGUCGAAAGGUCAUUACGUCAACAAAUGUAGAAAGACUCAUGGAUGUCUCGUCCCUGGUUGCGGAAAACGACAUCACCCAAUGCUUCACCCUGUGUCGACUAAUUCUGCCCCAAAGGCAGAUCGGUCCACUCAAGGCGCGACAGCACAGACAGGACACUGUGGAGCAACCGGAACGUUAAAGAAACCGGAACGUUAA